This is a messenger RNA of Ostertagia ostertagi, 264 nucleotides long. Lineage: Eukaryota; Metazoa; Nematoda; Chromadorea; Rhabditida; Trichostrongylidae. The record is from the annotation of a GenBank genome assembly.
AUGGAAACUAUAAGCGUCAAGCUGAGCACUGGAGAUGUUCAUCGUCGAUUCAAGAUUCGGGGCAAUGAUAUGAGUGAACUAUUCAAAGAUCUGACCGAGAAUAUCUCUCAAAUUUCACAGCCUGGAGGAGAAUUUGAUGUUGCAUGGCAAGAUGAAGAUGGUGACAGCGUUGUCAUCACCCGUCCUGUGGAGCUUGGAGAAGCGAUCGAAGCACGAAAGGAUGCCACCCUUAGACUUCAUUCGUUAGAAAAGAAAGUCGAGAAG